CCGGGCGUGCGGAGUGAGGAGGCGAGGCGAGGCCUCCGCCUCUCUUCUCUCUCUCUCUCCUGACUCGGCUGACGGCGGGAGGACGGGCUGGCCGAAGGAAAAGCCCGCUUUAUGCUGGAACCGCGGUUGCCGCUCAGAGACUGAGGCAGCAGCAUCACCAGCAGCAGACGCCUUGGCACCUCCCGGAGCUGUCCGAGGAUGCCCCGGGGCUUUUUGGUGAAGAGGAGUCGCAGACCUACGCCCACCUCUUACAGGACGCGCUGCUCCUGCUACCCGGCCGCUGCGCUGGAAGGAGGCGAUCCGGUGCAGCUCUUGGUUCCCCCACCUUUUCCCGCCCUUCAGUUCCCCAGCGCGGCUUCUGCCUCGGAAUCCGCUGAAGCGGCGCUUCUGCCUGCGCCCGCGGUGCCGCAGUUUGGGACGCCCGAGGGCCCCUCCUCGCCGGCGCCGCUGCAUAGUCCGGCGCGGGCGGUGAGCGAGGAGCGCAGCCUCCACCUUGCCUCGCCCGUCUCGGCCGAGUCCUUUCCGGCGCCGGAGCCUUUACUCUUAGGCCCUGGAGGAGAGCUCAAGCUUUGGGCAGUGGCGGCCGCCGCCGCCGCCGCCAUCGCUACUGGCCCGCCGCCCGCCCCUCAGCGCAGCCACGGGCCGAGCCCGGGAGCAGCGAAGCGAUCUCAGGGCAGGAAGGCCAAGGCGGCCCGCAAGUUGCACUUCGAGGACGAGGUGACUACGUCGCCGGUGCUGGGGCUGCGGAUCAAAGAAGGGCCGCCGGAGCCCGCGCUAGGCACGCAGCAACCGCAGCAGCAGCAGCAGCAGCAGCCGGGCUCGGCCGCGGGGCUUCGGCCGGGAAGCGCGCAGCCGCUGGGCGAAUUCAUCUGCCAACUGUGCAAGGAGCGCUACCCGGACCCGCUGGCGCUGGCUCAGCACAAGUGCUCGCGGAUCGUGCGCGUCGAGUACCGCUGUCCGGAGUGCGACAAGCUCUUCAGCUGUCCGGCCAACCUGGCCUCGCAUCGCCGAUGGCACAAGCCUCGGCCAGUCAACGGCCCCUCCGCCAAGGCCAAGCCUGUUCCGGAGGAGCCUGCCAAGGGAGGGGGUGGAGGCGGCGGCGGCGGCAGCAGCAGCGAACGGGAUACGCCGAGUCCCGGGAGCGGUGGCGGCGGCGGCAGCAGCGGAGAACCGGAGGCCGCCGGAGCCGAGGAAUUCACCUGUCCGCGCUGUGCCAAGCGCUUCAGACGCCAGAGCGCCUUGCGCAAGCACCUGCCGCUCCACCACGAGCCCCUCGACGGCUUGCCCCAGGCUCGCCCGCCUCCUGAGGCCUGUCUGGAAGAGGCGGCGGCCGGCCACAGCCCGCUGAGCUUGUCCGGGGAGUGCCACCUGUGUCCAGUGUGCGGGGAGACCUUUCCCAGUAAGAGCGGUCAGGAGCGACACCUCCGCGUCCUCCACGCCGCCCAGGCCUUCCCCUGCAAAUACUGCCCAGCGACGUUUUAUAGCUCGCCAGGCCUCACCCGACACAUCAACAAAUGCCAUCCGUCGGAGAACCGGCAGGUCAUCUUGCUCCAGGUGCCCGUGCGCCCAGCCUGCUAGAGGGAGUCCUGCUGUGCCUUGCCCCC
Messenger RNA from Candoia aspera, 1604 nucleotides. It is a transcript of the gene INSM1, whose product is annotated as INSM transcriptional repressor 1. Gene Ontology annotation, cellular component: transcription repressor complex; nucleus. Gene Ontology annotation, molecular function: DNA-binding transcription repressor activity, RNA polymerase II-specific; RNA polymerase II cis-regulatory region sequence-specific DNA binding. The coding region runs from base 199 to 1578 and encodes 459 amino acids. The transcript has a single exon. Lineage: Eukaryota; Metazoa; Chordata; Lepidosauria; Squamata; Candoiidae. Gene Ontology annotation, biological process: neuron differentiation; regulation of cell cycle process; negative regulation of transcription by RNA polymerase II. The record is from RefSeq and is a predicted model, not a curated record.